UGGACAUAUAAUUUACAUAUAGCCUAAUAUAGCUUAAUUCUUGUAAAAGUGUGGUUCUUUGAAAAUUAAAACUGUGAUAUACAGUAUACAGUAUUAUUGUAAUGAUCAUAUAUGAAUGUAUGUUUUCUGUUUUUAUCUAUUUAUUUAUUUUAAAGAUCCACACUUUUAUAGUGUAAGUAUACUGCAGCACAAUGCACCACAAAGGCUCUAGAAAAUUGGCACCUAAAUAAUCAUGCUCAUUAAUAAUUUUAUAUGAUGAAAACAUCAUGCAGGACACAACAGGCCGCCUGUUGAGGACCAUGGAAUUAAGAUAAUGCUUUUUCAAAAUAACUACUUGAGAAAAGGGUGCACCAUUUCCUGUUCAUUUCAAACACAUUUGGCAUUUCAGAACAUCUCAAGAAUUCUAAACAAAUGAAUCUCCAUUGUGACUGGAUCAGUCAAUGUGAGCCCACUUUCAACAUCUUACAUUAAAACAAAUAUUAAAUAUUAGAUCAAAUUGCCUCAAAAUCAACCUUUAGGCAUUACAUGCAAUGAUCUCAUGGAUCAGGGAAAUUUUGACAAACAGGUGUUUAGGAAAGCGCUGUGGUACUUUUUGUUGCUAUUUAGUGUUUUUGGGAUAACAUAAAAUAAAAUUAGCAUUUAGCACCAUUAUACCCUAUGUGUAUAUAGUUAUUACUUAUACUGAAAUUUGUUUAUUUUUAAUGUACUGUAUGUUUCUAUAUAUAGGGCCCUAAUUAAGUUCAUUUUUAUCUUUUUUUCUUUUCUUUUCUUUUUUUAUCAAUACAGGUUUGCACAUAGUUCUGCCCACUUUUCACUUACAUUGAUAAAUGUUGCACCAAAUAACAUUUUUAUGUAGUUACAGUACCUGACAUGGAAUUUUAAGCAUUGUCUAAAUCUAUUUUUUCAGCAUGGUGCCAAAAGUGAUUAAAAAUGGUGAAUAACUUAAAAGAAAUGGUGACUUGUCAUUGCACAUAUAGAAACAUAUAGGGCAUUUUAACCAAAAAUCUUGAUGUUUCAUGGUUGUCAACUUCCAGUUCCCAGCUACAGGUGCUUUAUAUUUUACUGUUUUCUCUAUCUUUAAGUGAUGAUUUCUUCUUCUGUUGAAGCCACCAGUCCGCAUUAGUUCAACAUUAUUUCCGGUCAUUCUAGCUCUAACGCUCUUAACCUGGAGCUUUGUACCUGACCGAGGAAGUAGCACACGGCGAUUCCUUGAGGGGCUGUCAACAAUGCGUUUUUUUCAAUGGUGAGCGCAAGGUGAAUGAAGUUUCAAUGGAGGAAAGGAUGCGCGCGACGGCGCACGCGCCACACCCCCGCCUUCAAUUAAAACAUCUCAGGGUUCGUCUGCGUGCGAGCGAAGAUGGCGACAGAGUAAAGGAGACCACUGGAAGAUGACAAGGCCUCUACCGACAAACACAGCUCUUCAUCCCGCCUAAGAGAUGCCCGUGAAUGAGUAAGAUUUGGAUGCGAUGUGUUUUCAAGGCGAUGGGGAGUCUCGCAGCAUGUGCUUUAUUAUGCACUGUCUCGGCAAUUCAGACGCAGGUGUUUUCAGAGCGGAUACAUUUUGAGCACCAUGUGAAAGAGAUGCUACGAGCCAUCAUGUAACCGCCGCGUUGGGCAACGUCACGGCGGAAAUAUUGCGGAGGAGUGAGCUCGCGCUUUUGCCUCCCCCUCUAAAAUAUGAUCACGGGCGCCUGGCGGUGUGGAAGGAAACUUGACGCCCCGUUAGAAAUCUGCUGCGUGACCGAACCUAUCGACAAACCGUGCGCGGAGCCGGAGAAGGUGCAGAGAUGGCGUAUGAGCCUCGCAUCGCUGCUCUUUUUCACGGCGCUUCUGUCCGAUCACCUCUGGCUCUGUGCGGGAGGCAAGCUGCGCUCGAGAGACCGGACUCACCGAAGAACGUGGAGCAACGCGAGUCACGACGCCCAGACGGGCCUACGCGAUGAGGACUGCGGGGUUCUCUUGAGCAAUCUGACAGAAAACGGGCCGGAGUGCAUGGAGGCUGACGCACCGCGCCGCGCGCCUCUGGAGUCCGCGUGCUCUACGCUUUACCGGCAGAAGAGCGGCGCAGUGGGCUCCUCCUAUUCUGUACCGGUGCCCACAGUGUCGCCACACGCGUUUUUAGAGUACUUCCGGAAUUUUAGCUUGCCGUUUUGCGACGCGUUGACAAUAGCGGACCUGCUGGAGAGCAUGACCAGCCCGGACGGGAUGAACUGCAGUCUGGUCCGUGUCAUUCGUGACCUGUUCAGCGGCGGACCUGAGGACGGGGAUGUGUGCAGCGCAUGUGUGCACGCUUACAUCCGGCUAGACCAACACGCUCAGGAAAAAUAUGAGGAGUUUGACAUCCUUACGAGCAAAUACAUGGCGGAUGACUACUCCGUGCGAGCGCACACUCACCUGUGUCAGGCAGUGUAUAAAGCCUGGCUUUGUGCAGAAUAUUUUCCGGUUCCCCAGCGGCAAUGUGUUAGGUGGCUCCCGUGCAAGCACUACUGUGGAGAGGUCACAGCCAGCUGCCCCUUCAUUCUACCUGACAACGACCGACUGCUGUAUGCCGGCCUGCCCAGCUUUCUCUGUGCAGAUCUGCAAGAAGAGUCUUUGUCCAUUGAAGGUCUAAAUUGCUGUGAUGUCAGAUGGAGUGGGUGUGACUCGGCUGUGGGUGCUGCGUGUGCUUUGACACACCUCCCAGGCUCAUUUUCUUUGCAUAGGAGGUUAUCAUCAGGAGCUGCGUCGUGGACAAGUCGUCUCCAUGGCAGUAAAUUGAAACUGUGUGUGCUUGUUCUCUUCUUAUUACAAACUGUCAUCUCUAUAACAACCUUGCAGCAUUGCAGCACUGGCUCCUUGGAGACCAUAGUACCUCUAGAUGAAGUUUCUAUGAGGGAGGAGUAAGGAACUGUAACAUUUCCCUCCUAAAUGGAAGACGUGCAUGCUGUAAAGUGUUUCCUCUGCUGUAAAUGAGAUGAACCUUGCCAAAUGCCUGAAAUACGCUGGAAGUCUCACCACUGCUGAAGUGUGUUGGUGCUUGUCUUAUUUGAGGGUUGGAACAUCUGGCCUGAUCUAAGCGUGUGUGCAUCUGUGUGCGUUUUUGUUUGAGUGAGUGUGUGUUUUUAACUGUUUUUCAGUGUUUUGUUUGUUUUAUCAGGACUAAUCUCCAUAUUAAUGUUUUGUUUUAGACAACAUUCUUGGAAACAAAAAUGAAUGUAUGAAGAAUGUUUGGACAUUUCUCCUCUAAUAAAUCUAACACUAUUUGAGCCAUUUUUCAGUUUCACUUUUUCACUCUUCCAGGGUUCUGUAUACUUUCAGAUAGUGGUCAUGAGAAUCUAAAGUUUAGGUUAGUUUGUGUGUCAGGACAUUUUGCCUCCUCCAGUCCAGAUGUGUACAUUGGGUACAGGUGGUUGCUGAUCUUAUACAAUCUGAAUUAAGAGCAGUUUCUGCUGGAAUUCUCAACAAUUUUUUUCUUUUUGUACUUUGACAGGAUUAUUUUCUGGACUAUGCUUGUUAUUCUGUUACCAUCCCUCUUACUCUCAUUCUAAAGGCUUCCACACACUGAUGUAGCCAACACCUAUUAACGCCUCUCACUCUCAUUAAUUUGAUGUUAGUCUUGAUGUUUUGGGGCUGUUUAGGGGGCUUUGGUAGUCACUGUACCAUUUAACAAAUGCUUUUUUUCCAAAACAUCUCACACUGCACUAAUUGGAAAAAUAUUGUGGGAAAAACUUUGGAAACAUUACAAAUCCACUCCAUGUGGACUGUCACAGUUCUGCAAACUCUCCAACAACAUGAAAACAAAUGUAAAAUAAUUACGUCACUCGGAAAGGGUUUUUUUUG
Molecule: messenger RNA, 3819 nt
Organism: Myxocyprinus asiaticus (Chinese sucker)
Lineage: Eukaryota; Metazoa; Chordata; Actinopteri; Cypriniformes; Catostomidae
Product: NALCN channel auxiliary factor 2
Exons: 3
Coding region: 1678-2883 (401 amino acids)
Biological process (GO): calcium ion import across plasma membrane
Cellular component (GO): plasma membrane
Molecular function (GO): stretch-activated, monoatomic cation-selective, calcium channel activity
Source: RefSeq, a predicted model, not a curated record